AUGUACGCCGACCGUGUGACCGACUCGAUGCAGAGGGCCAUCGACGAGACCUACGCGAGCGCGUGCGAUCCAGGGUGCGCACAACUGAGCGCCACGGCAUCGAGCCGCAGUCGAUCCACAAGGCCGUCCGGGACAUCACCGAGCCUGCGCGGGGUCGCCGAGACCAAGGCCUCCUACCCAGGUGGCCCGGGAGGAGAUGUCGCACGACGACAUGUACCGGGUGAUCAAGGACCUGGAGUUCCAGAUGAAACGGCCGCCCGUUCCCUGGAGUUCGAGAAGGCGGCGCACCUGCGCGACGAGAUGCUGGAGUUGAAGAAGAUCAUCCUCACCGAGGAGAAGAUGCUGGCAUCGGGUUAG
Messenger RNA from Geodia barretti, 357 nucleotides. NCBI's taxonomy places the organism in Eukaryota, Metazoa, Porifera, Demospongiae, Tetractinellida, Geodiidae. The record is from the annotation of a GenBank genome assembly.